AAUACUGUGUACUCAUUUUCAACAAUAAAAUAUUCUUUCUUUCAUUAAAACAACAAAGAAAGUGAAUUUUGGAAGUUUUUUGGAUUGUCGCAUUGUUAUUUUGAGCUUCAUUUUUUAAAGUUAAUCAAAAAACAUCGAUAAAAGCAAUGAACUACGACGUUUUGCUAAAUUUGCGAUCGACUCUUAGAGGAACAUCGGAUGAACAACAACCAGCAGCACCUCACGAGGCCCGUCCUCGAAUGUUGAACGGCGUGACGUCCGGAAGCUUUUCUCGCAAUACUAACACCGGAAAUACAGCGACACAAGGAACCACAUACAAAACCACCAACGAUGAACUAAAAGGAAAAUUCCUGAGCAUGUGGAACAAUAUGAAAUUCGGAUGGACUGGAGUGCGAACAAGAACCAGUUUUUCGAAAGAACAACCUGUCUGGCUGCUUGGUCGGUGUUAUCACAGAAAGGAUUCAGUAUCGGCCGAAGAAGCGUCCGCCGUUAAUUUUGACCUAACUGUCAGCACAACGAUUGAGGGACAAAUAGCGCCCGAGGAACCAACACCCAUACUCACGACAGAUGUGGCACAAGAAGCGCCGUGUUUGGUGUCGCCUGCCGAGGAAAUGGGCUUCGAUGCGGUAAUCGAGGACGCGAGUCCAGACGAAAAUGUGUGCGAAGAAGAUGAGGGUCUCGAAGGGUUCCGACGAGAUUUCAGUACGCGCAUUUGGAUGACGUAUCGCGAAAAAUUCCCCCUCAUGAACGACUCGAACUACACGAGUGAUUGCGGUUGGGGUUGCAUGAUCCGAAGUGGACAAAUGCUGUUGGCAGAAGCGUUAGUGAGACAUUUUCUUGGCAGAGGAUGGCGUUUCGAGCCGGACGCAAUGAUUUCAGCGAGCUCAUAUGAAGAAGCUAUGCACCGACGCAUUAUCCGGUGGUUUGGUGAUGUCAAGUCUAAGAAUUGUCCCUUUUCCAUUCACAAUCUCGUGCAAAUCGGAAAGGAAAUUGGCAAGAAACCGGGCGAUUGGUAUGGACCAAAUAGUGUUGCUCAUGUCAUCCGGACGGCAGUGAGAAAAGCAGCACUGGAAAAUGCUGAUUUGGAAAAUUUGAAUGUUUAUGUGGCAAAAGAUUGUGCAGUUUACUUGCAAGACAUCUAUGAUGAGUGUAUCGUCAAUGAAAAAGCAUCCAAAGCUCCGUGGACGAAAAAGGAAGAGCAAAAUUCAGGGGAAUCCACACAAGGAACGCACUGGAAAUCCUUAAUAUUGUUAGUUUCGCUGAGAUUAGGCACGGAAAGGCUUAACCAAAUUUACGGAGAUUGUUUGAAAGCAAUGUUGAGUUUGGAUUAUUGUAUUGGGAUCAUCGGUGGGCGUCCUCGCCACUCUCUGUACUUCGUCGGUUAUCAAGAGGACAAAUUAAUUCACAUGGAUCCUCAUUACGUACAAGACGCGGUCGAUAUGCUUCAAGAUGAUUUUCUUCUCAGCUCAUUUCAUUGCAAGUCUCCACGCAAAAUGAAACUUAGUAAAAUGGACCCAUCAUGUUGCAUUGGAUUCUAUUGCAAAACUCGGGCGGACUUUGAACGAUUUGUGUCAAAUAUUCAACAGUUCCUUCAACCAUGCAAAAACUGGAUGGAUAAACAACAAGCUAAUAAUGGUCGUGACUACGCUGGUCCCGAUAUCUCAUACCCCAUGUUUGUUUUUUGCAAGGGUCGCAGCAAAGAUCACGAAAAUGAGUUUGUUCCUCGAGUCUAUCGAUCGCCCGUAAAUGUAAUGUCGCAGUCUGCAUACACCACAGAUGUGUCAGAUGACGAUGAUGGCAUUGAAGAGUUUGUAUUCAUAUAAAAUAUUAAUUUAUAAAAAAAAAAUAUUUGAAUUGCUAACAAUUUCUUCCUUACUUGUCGCUUUCUUACUUUGCAUUACCGUACUUACACAUUGUUAUAAUAUGUUAUGAAUUGUACCAUAAUGUUUAAAAAAUUAUUUGCAUUGUUGAGAAUACGAACAAAAUUCCUGUAAAUUAAAUGAGACUCGAUUAAAAAUUAAAUAUUUCGCGUGUGCUUACAUUUAGCUUUUAAUUCAAUGAUUUGAUUAAUUUUAAUUAAUUUAUAAGAGGUGUCUACAAAGAAUUAUUAUUAA
Messenger RNA from Culicoides brevitarsis, 2114 nucleotides. RefSeq names its product cysteine protease ATG4D (gene Atg4b). Bases 147 to 1823 code for a protein of 558 amino acids. Gene Ontology annotation, molecular function: protein-phosphatidylethanolamide deconjugating activity. The record is from RefSeq and is a predicted model, not a curated record. Lineage: Eukaryota; Metazoa; Arthropoda; Insecta; Diptera; Ceratopogonidae. The transcript is spliced from 3 exons.